CUACGCCUUGCGAUGUGUGAGGACUGGAGAAGACCCCGCAUCAGUCAGGCACCACCACCACCACCUUUUUAGUUGCUGCCUCCAGCGUCCAGCCACCCUCCCCAGGACAUCCACCCCGCAAGUUUGGCACCACCACCUUCUCAUCACCUAUCCAGGACCAGGAUCGACGACGAGGAAUCAAGCAGCCAGCAGCGACCGAUCGAGACGCAGCCCUGUGGCUGUGCCGCUGUGGGUUGGAUCCGGCCGAUUCGACAGCACGCGGCACCUACGGAUGCCCCACGCACCCGUCUCCUGAGAGAACUCGAUCGAUUGCUUCAUGGGGAGCGGCAAGGCGUCGUCUCCGCCAGGCCCCACUGCCGGCGGGCGCGGCUCGCCGCCAGGUGCCGCCGUCUGCUGCAUGUGCGGCGACCGCGGCCUCCUGCCCGAGCUCUUCCGCUGCUCCGCCUGCUCCGUCCGCUCCCAGCACACAUACUGCACGGAUCGGUACCCGAAGGUGGAGUCAUACGGCGUCUGCAACUGGUGCCUCAGGGCGGACGGGGGCGUGGCUUCUACUUCUAACUCGCCGAGAUCCGCCGGCAAAGCGGUUGUCCAGCGCCCGGCUCCUCACGGCGGUGACAAAAUCGGCAGCGGAACAUCACCCAAGGCUGCCGCUCGUGGCGACUUCGCGUCUUCCAACCUGAGCAAGCCUAUCAAGAAGCAGCCGCAGCAGCAUGCGCAGAGGCUGUUGCUGCGGCGGUCGGCGUCGGACCUCGGCAGUCGCGUCGUUCGUACCGACCACGACGCGCCGCCUUCGCCCGGCGUUACUACGCGUGGCAGGCCGAGGGUCCGGAGGUACAAGCUCCUGGAAGAGGUGAUCACUAGCUAGCUAACUAGCCGUACCCGGGGCGUGUGUGUUGUGUAUUAGGUGUAAAAUUAAAUAUACGUGCGUUUAAUUUGUGUAUAUAUAUCUACUUAGCUACAUCUAGGGGUAGACACGGCAUCUCUUGCGGUGCUGCCAUGCAUGCAUGGAGAUCGAGCAGUGUGUACGUAUGUACUACGUGCUGAUCAUCUCAGGCGUUAAUUCAUCACCAUGCAUCAGGGUGCUCGCGUCGUGUUGUACUUGUACAUGAGGAAUAAUGUAGUGCUUGCUACCGCGCAGUUCGAUCA
This is a messenger RNA of Zea mays, 1146 nucleotides long. RefSeq lists its product as uncharacterized. Lineage: Eukaryota; Viridiplantae; Streptophyta; Magnoliopsida; Poales; Poaceae. The record is from RefSeq and is marked predicted.